Messenger RNA from Nicrophorus vespilloides, 598 nucleotides. RefSeq lists its product as uncharacterized. NCBI's taxonomy places the organism in Eukaryota, Metazoa, Arthropoda, Insecta, Coleoptera, Silphidae. The transcript is spliced from 3 exons. The record is from RefSeq and is a predicted model, not a curated record. The coding region runs from base 9 to 584 and encodes 191 amino acids.
ACUACCACAUGCUUCGAAGCUGGGUAAAAGAUGGAAUGUUCUUAAUUAAUAACGUGGUUCUGGCUUUCUUGACCUUUGGAAUUUACUUCAGUUACACCGGAAAUCGGUUCAAUGAUGAUUUCAAUUUUAUGUACGACUACAGCCCAAAUAAAAUUUGGCUAUAUUUACUAGCGCCUAUGCCAUAUUACACAAGUGUAACGGCCAUCGCAACUUUAGUUACAGAAUUCCAAAUCAAGCUGAGAAUGAAAUAUAGCAAGAAUUCCCAAUCCUAUUUCGUAUUCGGUAUGAUUUUAGUUAUUGUAACGUCAAUAAUAAUAAUAUCAAAGAUCGUUCAUCACUUGAUCAUGAAGCAAGUUGAAAAUAUAACGGCAAUACAUCGCGACUGGGGACCAUUCAACGAGCAAUUGAAGAACCUCAGGAGAUUAUACUUUUCCAAUCGAGAUGUCAGAAGGCGGCAGAUCAUACCCAGCUGCAGUCACAAGUGUUUAAUAAAUUCUAAAGCCUACCACAGGAUGCAAGAGCGGCAAUACAAAAGAUUGUUAAUGUUUGAAGCCGAGCAAGAAGAAAACGACACUUAUCUCUGAAUUUUAAUUCUAUA